This is a messenger RNA of Penicillium waksmanii, 288 nucleotides long. RefSeq lists its product as uncharacterized. The transcript is spliced from 2 exons. Bases 1 to 288 code for a protein of 95 amino acids. Lineage: Eukaryota; Fungi; Ascomycota; Eurotiomycetes; Eurotiales; Aspergillaceae. The record is from RefSeq and is a predicted model, not a curated record.
AUGCCAGGCGAAAAUGAAGCGCACACAGAUUUUAAACACCGUACCUACUUUGACUCUGCCGAAUUUGUUCUAAAAUCUGCACAUAACCCAUCCGAGAUCUCCGAAAAGAACACUGGAACCGAGCGCCCGCAACACGCUAGCAUCUCUCAGCCAUUUUGCGCCGUGCCUGGCACCAGUAAUGUUUGUAAGACGGCGAAUAAUGGAUUUCAGAAUACCAGUCACGAAUAUCAGAAUUACCAGAGUCCUCUCCAUGAAAACGAGGAGGCCGACUGCAAAAAGACGAAUUAG